Messenger RNA from Trichoderma citrinoviride, 366 nucleotides. Its product is annotated as CBP4-domain-containing protein. The record is from RefSeq and is a predicted model, not a curated record. NCBI's taxonomy places the organism in Eukaryota, Fungi, Ascomycota, Sordariomycetes, Hypocreales, Hypocreaceae. Bases 1 to 366 code for a protein of 121 amino acids. Gene Ontology annotation, biological process: mitochondrial respiratory chain complex III assembly. Gene Ontology annotation, cellular component: mitochondrial membrane. The transcript has 3 exons.
AUGCCUCCCAAGAAAUCCAUCAACUGGGGACUGUGGAUUAAGGUCCUGGUGGGAGGCUCUCUCAUCAGCGUUGGUGGGCCAGCACUGACUUACUGGCUGGUACCAACCGAGGAAGAGCUCAGGUCCAGGUACAAUCCUGAGCUGCUCAAGAGGAGCUUGGAGGGCAGAGAAGAGAGACAGCAAGAGUUUGACCAGUUCGUUACGCGGCUCAAGGAAUACUCCAAAUCCGAUAAACCAAUUUGGGCCGUCAUGAAAGAAGAAGAAGAAAGGAAGAAGAGAGCAGACCUGGAAGCCGGAAGGCUACAACAACUGGAGGCAGCGGCCCGGAGAGAACAAAUGCGCCGAGAAGCUGGCCUCGAAAAGUAA